CUCAGCCUGGGCGCCUCCGCCUUCCCCCACCACAGGGCUACCUUGAGACUCUCCGAAAAAUUUAUCCUGCUCCUUAUUCUCAGUGCCUUCAUCACCCUGUGCUUCGGGGCGUUCUUCUUCCUCCCCGACUCCUCGAAGCACAAGCGCUUUGACCUGGGCUUGGAGGAUGUGCUCAUUCCCCAUGUGGACACCAGCAAAGGCGGCAAGAGCCUCGGCGGCUUCCUCAUCCACGGGCAAGGGCACGAUGAGCACCGGCACAGAGAAGAAGAGGAACGUCUGAGAAAUAAGAUCCGAGCAGAUCAUGAAAAGGCUCUGGAAGAGGCUAAGGAGAAAUUGAAGAAAUCACGUGAUGAGAUUCAAGCUGAGAUUCAGACAGAAAAGAACAAAGUAGUGCAAGAGUUGAAAAAGAAAGACAGCAAGCCACUGCCCCCUGUUCCUUUACCAAAUCUUAUAGGCAUAAACAGUGGAGAACCAGCAGACCCGGAUAUCCGAGAGAAGAGGAACAAAAUUAAAGAGAUGAUGAAGCAUGCCUGGGACAAUUAUAGGCAAUAUGGAUGGGGACAUAAUGAGCUCAAACCAAUAGCCCGGAAAGGACAUUCCACCAACAUAUUCGGAAACUCGCAAAUGGGUGCUACCAUAGUAGAUGCAUUGGAUACUCUUUAUAUCAUGGGGCUUCACGAUGAAUUCAGAGAAGGACAAGAGUGGAUUGACAAAAAUCUUGAUUUCAGUGUGAAUUCCGAAGUGUCUGUUUUUGAGGUUAAUAUUCGCUUCAUUGGUGGUCUUCUAGCAGCAUACUACCUUUCAGGACAAGAGGUUUUCAAGAUCAAAGCAGUCCAACUGGCAGGAAAACUUCUUCCAGCCUUCAACACACCUACGGGUAUACCAUGGGCAAUGGUGAAUCUGAAAAGUGGUGUGGGUCGCAACUGGGGCUGGGCUUCUGCUGGCAGCAGCAUCCUCGCUGAGUUUGGUACUCUGCACAUGGAAUUCGUCCACCUCAGCUAUUUGACAGGGGACCCUGUGUACUACAACAAGGUCAUGCACAUUCGGAAGUUACUUCAAAAAAUGGAUCGUCCUAAUGGACUUUAUCCAAACUAUUUGAAUCCAAGAACAGGCCGAUGGGGUCAGCAUCACACAUCCGUGGGCGGGCUGGGAGACAGUUUUUAUGAAUAUUUAUUGAAAGCCUGGCUUAUGUCAGACAAGAUGGACACGGAGGCAAGGAAAAUGUACGACGAUGCAAUUGAGGCCAUAGAAAAGCAUCUCAUCAGGAAGUCCAACGGAGGACUGACCUUCAUUGGGGAGUGGAAGAACGGGCACCUUGAAAGAAAGAUGGGCCAUUUGACCUGCUUUGCCGGGGGAAUGUUUGCCCUUGGAGCAGAUGGCUCCAGAGACGAUAAAGCUGGACAUUACCUGCAGCUUGGAGCUGAAAUUGCACAUACGUGUCACGAGUCGUAUGACAGGACAACAUUAAAGCUGGGUCCAGAAGCAUUCAAAUUUGAUGGUGGUGUAGAGGCGGUGGCAGUGCGGCAGAAUGAGAAGUAUUACAUCCUAAGACCAGAGGUGAUUGAGACCUACUGGUAUAUGUGGAGAUUCACCCACGAUCCCAAGUACAGGCAGUGGGGCUGGGAGGCAACACAGGCAAUUGACAAGUAUUGCCGAGUCAGCGGUGGCUUUUCUGGUGUCAAGGAUGUCUAUUCCUCAUCUCCUACAUAUGACGAUGUACAGCAGAGCUUUUUCCUUGCUGAAACUUUGAAGUAUUUGUAUCUGCUUUUCUCCAACGAUGACCUUCUACCAUUAGACAACUGGGUUUUUAACACAGAAGCUCAUCCUCUGCCUGUUUUGCAUUUAGCCAACACCACACUGUCAGGAAAUCCUGCAUAUCGAUAAAAGCAGCUCUAUGAAGAGGAGUAGAGACUGUUUUCAGCUCUGUUUUGUUUACAUGGACCACUUGAGACUUUAAGCAGGAGAGGAGACAGACACUUGAUAAGACUAGACCUCUGAGUCAAGCAAGUACUGGCGUGAGAAACGAAGCUCUUCAACAUAUAGAUAAGUUAAAAGUUCUGUUUUAUACAUGACCAAAACACGUUAGUCUGGUAUUUGCAGGACAGAGACUUCAUACGCUUUGAACCCCUAGCAAGACAUGGAAUCUACUGUUUAAUAUAAAUGCAGCAGCGUAAGGAAGAAGAGGCUUUCCCAUCCAGGGAGAGGAACUUGCUGGUGUUGGCUGUUGCAAGGAACAACGCACUAGUCACCUCUUCAGAGCGGGUGGGUUCCAAAUACCUAGAUUUUCAUUUUCUUUUGUUUUGUGUUUGAUGAUGGCAUGAACAAAGCAACAACAAAAAGCAACAUCACUGCACCAGCAGCAUCAGGAUUUGAAUUUUUUUCUGUACCUG
This is a messenger RNA of Nipponia nippon (crested ibis), 2390 nucleotides long. It is a transcript of the gene MAN1A2, whose product is annotated as mannosidase alpha class 1A member 2. NCBI's taxonomy places the organism in Eukaryota, Metazoa, Chordata, Aves, Pelecaniformes, Threskiornithidae. Gene Ontology annotation, molecular function: mannosyl-oligosaccharide 1,2-alpha-mannosidase activity; calcium ion binding. The record is from RefSeq and is a predicted model, not a curated record. Gene Ontology annotation, biological process: carbohydrate metabolic process; mannose trimming involved in glycoprotein ERAD pathway. Gene Ontology annotation, cellular component: endoplasmic reticulum; Golgi membrane; extracellular exosome.